Molecule: messenger RNA, 647 nt
Organism: Ostreobium quekettii
Lineage: Eukaryota; Viridiplantae; Chlorophyta; Ulvophyceae; Bryopsidales; Ostreobiaceae
Source: the annotation of a GenBank genome assembly
GGUCACUGGAUCAAACAGAAACUGCAACCUCACGAUCCCGAUAUGGGAGGCCUGAAGGUGGUUGGAGAAGGGAUAGAGGGAAAGCUUUGGGAGGCUGUCAAUCGCGAGAUCACCAUGAAGGACAUCGAAAAAAUACUAAGGGCCACAAAUCCUGAGGCGCUGGAGGCUGUUCAGGAAGCCCUGCAGCAGGGCAACCGAUCGGUGGAGGAGGCCGAGAGCGAGGCGGGCGGCCCGGACUGCAGGGGUCCGCUCAUGGCGCUCAGCAGCGACCGACUGCUAUUCCACGCCAACAGGGGGGAUAUCUCCGAGAGAGCGCUCACCCUGGAGAACGUGGGCACCACGGCGCUGUACUACGAGUGGCUUGAGGGCGUGCCGGAGAUGCCCAAGGUGGCGGGCGGCGCCCGCCGGGAGAGGCGGUUCUUCCUGUACGACGCCAAGGGCGCCGUGUUGCCGGGGGCGUCCAAGGAGUUCAGAUUCGCCUUUCGUUCCAACUCGCCGGGGAUCUUCGUCGAGAAAUGGAGUGUGCGGAUUGCGCCGGGGCUUGAGAGGCCGCCCCCUGUCGUUACCCUGCGAGGCAUGGCAGUCGCAUUUGACGACCACAGCUUCCGAAGAUCCAACAUCAUCAAGGAGCUGGAGAGGAAAGAAAA